AAUUUUGGUUCUAUUGAUAAGGAUUGUGGAUUCCACUCUUUCUCUCUCUUCUCUCUCUCUUCUUUAAUCUCUCGAUCAGGUGGAGGGAGAAGAAGAAAUAGAGUUUUGGAUCUUCUUCUUCAUCGGUGAAGUAGUUCAUCGCAAUUGCAAUGUCGGCCAUCACAUUUUCAUUGUCUGCAGGCCCUGAUAUAGCUUCUCGUCGUUUUCUUCAUUCUUCUUCUUCUUUUCAAUUUAACCAAGCUACUACUACUACUGCUGCUGCUGCUAAUCGGAUUCAAAUUCCACAUCUUCUUCUUCGGACAACCAGGAUGUUAACAACACUUGCAUCAGCAUCAGCAGACAACAAAUCUAAAUGGAGAGCUCAAGCAUCUUCUCCAUCGUCCACCUCUUCCACGGUUAUCGAGAAGGAAACCAUGGUCAACGAAAGGCCGGAUACGUUUCUCCGGGAAUCAGACGGUCGUCCACUCUCCGACGCGGAUCCCGGUUCUAGCGUUAGGGCUCGGUUUGAGAAAAUGAUAAGGGAGACGCAGGAUAGUGUUUGCGCUGCCAUUGAGGCUCUUGACGGAACCGGCAAGUUCAAGGAGGACGUAUGGUCGAGGCCUGGAGGUGGAGGCGGUAUCAGCCGAGUGUUACAGGAUGGCGCUGUUUUUGAAAAGGCAGGUGUUAAUGUAUCGGUUGUUUACGGAAUUAUGCCUCCUGAUGCUUAUAGAGCUGCCAAGCCUGUCACCGGUGAUUCAUCUGAUCAUCAUAAGCCUGGACCUAUUCCUUUUUUCGCCGCCGGAGUCAGCUCGGUUUUACAUCCAAAGAAUCCAUUUGCCCCAACCAUACAUUUCAACUAUCGGUACUUUGAAACAGAUGCUCCCAAAGAUGCUCCUGGUGCACCUAGACAAUGGUGGUUUGGUGGUGGUACUGAUCUAACACCUGCAUACAUAUUUGAGGAGGACGUUAAACACUUUCACUCGGUCCAAAAGAGCGCAUGUGACAAAUUUGACUCGAGUUUCUACCCCCGAUUCAAGAAAUGGUGCGACGACUACUUUUACAUUAAGCACCGAGGAGAAAGGCGAGGGCUUGGAGGAAUAUUCUUUGACGAUCUGAAUAACUAUGACCAGGAGAUGCUUCUUUCAUUUGCAACAGAAUGUGCAAAUUCUGUAAUUCCAGCAUAUAUACCUAUAGUAGAGAAGAGGAAAGACACAGCUUUCACAGAUCAGCACAAGGAAUGGCAGCAAUUAAGGAGAGGCCGUUAUGUCGAAUUCAAUUUGGUUUAUGAUCGUGGAACUACAUUUGGCCUCAAGACUGGAGGUCGGAUAGAGAGUAUUCUUGUUUCUCUUCCGUUAACUUGCAGAUGGGAAUACGAUCAUCAACCAGAAGAAGGCAGUGAAGAAUGGAAACUUCUAGAUGCCUGCAUCAACCCUAAGGAGUGGCUUUAAAACAUCUUAGAAGAUUCUGUCUAGAUUGUUAACAACAUUUUAGAUGGCAUGUUGUCCAUUUACUUGCUUCUUAUUUUAGUUCAAAAAUUUCCUUUGUGGUUGCAAAGAUUUCUUGUCGGUGUUCAAAUGCAUGCUUGUAUUCUACGGAAUUAUCUGUGGUUUGAGAAAUUUUUAGAAUAUCAGUGUAAUAAAAUCGUUAUAAAUGUA
Molecule: messenger RNA, 1634 nt
Organism: Impatiens glandulifera
Lineage: Eukaryota; Viridiplantae; Streptophyta; Magnoliopsida; Ericales; Balsaminaceae
Product: oxygen-dependent coproporphyrinogen-III oxidase, chloroplastic-like
Exons: 8
Coding region: 150-1427 (425 amino acids)
Cellular component (GO): cytoplasm; chloroplast stroma
Molecular function (GO): coproporphyrinogen oxidase activity
Source: RefSeq, a predicted model, not a curated record